AUGGCGCGCGGAGGGUCAUGGUACCUUCUAUGUCCGUCAAGAUCGCCAACCCUCGCAACUGGAUUUGGCCAGUGGCUGCUGCUCGGCAUUUCCCGCUCUGCGCUGCUGCUAGUGGGCCUCUACUUCGUAGUCGCCGAGAACGAUUUUCUCGAUGCCGUCGUGCCCAACCCGCUCACCCUACUGGAACAAGCUGCCGAGAGCUCCCGGGAUAGUGGCGGUCUGGAGGGGGGUGGAGGCUCUGGGACACGAUGGAGAUUUCCGCGUCGUCAACUUGGUGGAGUGCGAACUACUGAGGGACGUUGUCCUGGUCUACGAUUCGAGGAUGGAAUGCCGACGCUGAGUUUGUUCUUGAGCCGGGAAAGCCGGACGUCAUGGCCAGGCUGAGGUCCUUUCGUGUGGAUAGUGAUCUCUGCGGGAAAUGCGAGAGCACUAUGGGAGGAUCUGUCUAAGAGGAGCUUAAAUCCGGCUCUUGCUGGCAGGAAUCCAAAGCUGUUCUUCUGGGGUAAGAAAGUACUUCUUGUUUCAUGCUUUUGUUCCACGCAGGAGAGCGAUGCAUGUUGGCAAGCCGAGGCAGCGCGUA
Messenger RNA from Selaginella moellendorffii, 580 nucleotides. RefSeq lists its product as uncharacterized. The record is from RefSeq and is a predicted model, not a curated record. Lineage: Eukaryota; Viridiplantae; Streptophyta; Lycopodiopsida; Selaginellales; Selaginellaceae. The coding region runs from base 1 to 384 and encodes 127 amino acids. The transcript has 2 exons.